UUGCACCUCGCAUAUCAUAGCAGCAGCGCAUCACAUCGCAUACGUAGUGUCUUGUCGUCCAAGAUCUCCCAUCCACACACACACACAGCAUACGCACAUACAUAACGCACGAACCUCGACAAACACACCUACGUCCCCACGCCACAUACGCAAACGCCUCUACUGUUGAAAAAAGGGAAUAAAAGGGGGAAACUAGGGAAAAUACUUACACACGUCCACACAAACUUUAAAUGCCAUCACCACCCACCAAGCAGAGGAAGAUUGCCAUUGUUGGCAGCCGCUCCGUCGGCAAAUCCUCUCUUGCCGUCCGAUAUGUCGACGGCCACUUCGUCGAGAGCUACUAUCCCACCAUCGAGAACACCUUUAGCAAGGAGAUCCCGUACAAGGGGCAGGACUUCUCGACCGAGAUUGUCGACACGGCGGGACAAGAUGAGUAUAGCAUACUAAACUCGAAGCACUUCAUCGGCAUACACGGGUACAUGCUCGUGUACUCGGUGUCGUCGUACCAGUCCUUUGAGAUGAUCCAAGUAAUCCGGGAUAAGAUCUUAAACCACCUUGGAACCGACUCCAUACCCAUCUGCGUUGUCGGCAACAAGAGCGAUCUCCGGCCCGAGCAGCGGCAGGUGACGGCCGAGGACGGCCAACAGCUGUCCGAGGACCUCAAGUGCGCGUGGACCGAGGCCAGCGCGCGCUACAAUGAGAACGUCGCCAAGGCCUUUGAGCUGCUCAUUGGCGAGAUCGAGAAGUCGCAGAACCCAUCCGAGUCGUCCGAGACGGGCAAGUGCCACAUGAUGUGAAAACACUGAUGGCUCACCUUGCUCUUUUGGGAGGACCCCUGGGGGGGGAAACGAAAGAGAGACACCAUAAUUUUGUCCGCGGCCGGAUGUAACAGAUAUACGAUGUAUUCCCAUCCAUAAUAUCGUCCGGUAAUUCCCCUUAACUCUCAGCGGGCCUUCUUCUAU
Lasiosphaeria miniovina is the source of this 962-nucleotide messenger RNA. Its product is annotated as P-loop containing nucleoside triphosphate hydrolase protein. The coding region runs from base 231 to 797 and encodes 188 amino acids. Gene Ontology annotation, molecular function: GTP binding; GDP binding; GTPase activity. Gene Ontology annotation, biological process: small GTPase-mediated signal transduction. Gene Ontology annotation, cellular component: plasma membrane. NCBI's taxonomy places the organism in Eukaryota, Fungi, Ascomycota, Sordariomycetes, Sordariales, Lasiosphaeriaceae. The transcript is spliced from 4 exons. The record is from RefSeq and is a predicted model, not a curated record.